AUGCAAACGACAAUGCAUUAUCACAAUCCCAUCUUAAAAUACCCAAUCCCCAAUCACCAAUUUCAUCGUUUUACGCCAAUACCCAACAAAUUUAAAAAUGCCCCAAUCAAAAUUGGCUUGGCGGCGGCUAUGGUAGAUCUGACCUUGAGACGAUUGUCGUCGUCGUCGUCAUCGUCGUCCUCAUCAUCAUCAUCAUCAUCAUCAUCACCCAGUUCAUUUCUCCAAAUCCCAAUCUCAUUGUUUUCUGUUGCUAUUCAUUCUCAACAACAUAUGGCCACCAACAAAACUGAACCUCUAGAUUCAAAAACACACAAUAUAAAUAAGAAAGAAGAAGAAAAGAAAUUGCCGCCGCCGCCGCCGCCGGAGAAGCCGGAGCCUGGGGAUUGUUGUGGAAGCGGAUGUGUUAGGUGCGUAUGGGAUGUGUAUUAUGAAGAGCUUGAAGAAUAUAAUAAGCUUUAUCAAUCCCAUUCUGAUUCUAAGCGCCCUUGAUAUUAUACUAUAUUCUACCCAUAUUCUUUGCCCUUGUAUUGUUGCUCGUUUUCAUUCUUUCGGAUAUUUUGUGUUCUUGAUCUUGGGUUUUUUUUACUUGUAAAAAUUCAUAAUUGAUUGAUGAGUUCUACUUGUUAAAUAAAUAUAAACAGAGGAUAUUAAUAAAGAUCA
Messenger RNA from Ricinus communis (castor bean), 660 nucleotides. Its product is annotated as serine/arginine repetitive matrix protein 2. The transcript has a single exon. The record is from RefSeq and is a predicted model, not a curated record. Bases 1 to 489 code for a protein of 162 amino acids. Lineage: Eukaryota; Viridiplantae; Streptophyta; Magnoliopsida; Malpighiales; Euphorbiaceae.